Thamnophis sirtalis is the source of this 1466-nucleotide messenger RNA. It is a transcript of the gene SHLD1, whose product is annotated as shieldin complex subunit 1. The record is from RefSeq and is a predicted model, not a curated record. Gene Ontology annotation, biological process: regulation of double-strand break repair via nonhomologous end joining. NCBI's taxonomy places the organism in Eukaryota, Metazoa, Chordata, Lepidosauria, Squamata, Natricidae.
UGGCUUUGAAAUUGCUUGAUGUGUCCCCCGUUUGUACGUGGUGUUGCGAAUUCGCUUCGAGGCGGGGGCUGGAGGAGAAAGCGUGUGAUGGAACGGAAUGAAUGUCAAAGAGCCUCAAGUUCCGAAUCUGAGGGAAGCAGCCUGCUGGACUUGCCUGAGGACAUAACUCCAGAAAGCUUUCUAUUGAAGCCGAACCCUGGGGAAGAUAAAGCAUUUGAUUUAACGCUACCAGCAGUUGAUGCAGGUUAUUUCCUGACAGAACCCAACAAUCAGUAUCUCCCAAGGCCGGAUGCCAAAGGCACCGUCACUCAGUGGCCUUACCUCUAUGAAAGGAGAGAGUCUGCCAGCUGCGAGAACACAGAACACCUUCAACGGAGUGAAAUUGAGGUUUCUGAGCAAAGGAGAGAAGGGGAAUCCACCCUUAGAAAAUCUCUGGAUGCAUUCUACAGGACUUUGUGCCAGAAGAAGCCCUCUGGAGGGAGUCCAAGAUAUGAAUCAACUUCACAGUGUCUGUCCCUUAAGACUGCAGAUCUUGCAGGCAAGGAGGGAAUGAAAUUUAUAGUGAAGAAUCUCCAAAUCGCUCAACUGGUUUUGAACAGAGAGGAGAAUAAAAUCUUUCCCCAGCCUCCCGGCAACCACUUCUGCCUUUUGACUCCCGUCAGUGCCGAUGCUAAUUCAGAGAAAGGAAAAGCAAUCCCUGGACUCUCAGACGAUGUCUUUCGAUUUAUCUUAAAACAGAAUGCACUGAAAUGAUGCCGGGCCUGAGCGUAUUUCUAAAAUCCAAGAAUUGAUAAGAUUUCUUUAGCUAGGGAAUGAAUUGUUAAUAACAACUUGAUAGAACCAAGAAUAUAAAGAAGGCGCAUGAUUGAAUUGCGCAUAAAGGCACAUAAAGCAAUUGCUCUUAAUUAUUACUUAUGUCAGUGAUUGGAGAGUACAUUUUCUGUACGCAAAAAAAAAAAGCUUGAGACUCAGGCUUGAUUAUGUCCAAUAUUAAUAAUUCCUUUUCUUCUAAGAAUAGAAUUGGAUUUGAAAAUGUUCUGUUUGAAAACUAGCAGGCUUUCAGGUUAAAAUAUAAAGCUAGAAAUAAUUGCUUCUACUUCUAAAUGAAUUCAUGAGAGGAGAUAAGCUUUGCAAAGAAUAGCCUUGUUGUAAUGGAGACACCAGCAAUAUAUGGUAUAAACUGUUGAUACGGUUCCUUAUGAUCCUAAAUGUAAUCCUCCGUAUUAUCCUAUGUUGCUUUGACUAAUAGGAGUCAAAAUUCACAUCUAUAAGGUGACAGGUUGCUCUCCUUGCGCUAAUAGGGUUCCACCACAAAUGCGCGCACAACAAAAGCGCGCCUGACUAAACCGCAGUGUCUAAAGCGCGGUGACAAAACCGCGCGACUAAUUAGCGACUAAUUACCCCUAAAGCGCGCCAACAAAAGCGUGCCGACAGAAGUGCGCUGUAACGUAACCCUCAACCUAACC